Lactuca sativa (garden lettuce) is the source of this 870-nucleotide messenger RNA. The record is from RefSeq and is a predicted model, not a curated record. NCBI's taxonomy places the organism in Eukaryota, Viridiplantae, Streptophyta, Magnoliopsida, Asterales, Asteraceae.
AUGGUUUUGCAGAUGGCGAGUUUCACAGAUCCAAAACAAGCGUGGAAUGGUUUGAAGACACGGUAUUUGGGUGUGGAUCGGGUAAGGACCGUUCGGGUUGCAACCUUGAAGAGGGAGCUUGAAGGUUUGCGCAUGAAGGAUGAUGAAACGGUUGAUGAUUUUGUGACAAAAUUAUCAGGUUUAGCCUCAAAAGCAAAAAGUCUUGGAUAUGAGCUUGAAGAAGGCGAUCUAGUUGGUAGAUUAAAGGUGUACGAAGAGCGUAUAAGAGGAACCGAGAAAGUGGAGGACACUCAAGGUGGGUUAUUGGCUAGUGAGGAAAAAUCACAUACGGUGACACAAAAGGCUGUUCGGAAAACCUUCAAGAUCACAGCUCAUCUAGCCAACCUUCUUCCCACAGGCACUGUUCUCACGUUCCAGAUCCUUGCUCCAGUUUUCACCCAUGAAGGCAAAUGUCGGACCCAAUUUAACCAGAUUUUAACGUUGAUCCUCCUUUUUCUUUGUGGAAUCUCUUGCUUUGUGUUGAGCUUUAGUGAUAGCUUUCGUGAUAAGAAUGGGAAGGUUUUCUAUGGGGUGGCGACCUCGUCAGGUUUCUGGGUUAUUGAUGGAUUGACUAAGGUUCCACGAGAGAUGACGAGUGAGUAUAAGAUGCGGUUUAUUGAUGUUUUUCAUGGGUUUUUGUCGUUGGUAGUUUUUGUGGCAGUAGCAGGUGUCGACAAGAAUGUAGUCAACUGCUUCUAUCCUAAACCAUCGGAAGUGAUGGAGGAGAUUUUGUCGACAUUACCAAUUGGUGUCGGAGUGGUAUGCAGCCUCUUGUUUGCUGCGUUUCCUACAACUCGACAUGGAAUUGGUUUUCCACUCUCAAAAAAGUAG